Messenger RNA from Stylonychia lemnae, 1758 nucleotides. NCBI's taxonomy places the organism in Eukaryota, Ciliophora, Spirotrichea, Sporadotrichida, Oxytrichidae. The record is from the annotation of a GenBank genome assembly.
AUGGAACGAUGGGAAUAUUAUCGAGAAAAAUGGCAUUGCCUGUAGCUCCGCCCUCAAAUCCCUAACAUUAUAAAGAGACUGUAACCAAGGACUGAUUUCUGUGCUCCUGUUUUAGGAAAAAAAAGUUACACUGCUAAAUAUGCAAAGGCUUUUCAAGAUUCUGUUACAGAUUAAAAUGGAUAGAACCAUGCGAUAGUCUAUUCUAAGAAAAACUCAUAAAUGGUAAAUUAGCCUGGUUAAGAUCACAAUGAAAGCAGUUAGAUUUUAAUGGCUUAAAGUUAUCAUCAGAAUAUGCAGCAUAAUCAAUAUCAAAUAGGUUCCUAAGGAGUCGAAGUUGUUAAUGUCAAAUUGAAGGAUUAGACCUAUCAAGAAUUUGCAAAUACAGGAGGAAAUUCAUAGAAUGGAGGUCAAACUUUUAGUAAUUAAAACCCCCCUACUGUACUCUAAGAUCACCACUUAAUGGAUGAUAGGAGGAGUGUUGAUAAAACUUCUACUGAUUCUCCUUCUAGAUUAUAUAUGAGAAGUUUGAUGGAUCAUUCAAAUAAGGAUACUACAAUUAAAGCAGAUAAUAAGUAAAAAAAGCCUGAAAAAAAGAACAGUAAAAUGAAGGCAAAUUUAAAACUCACAGGGAAGAGCAUAAUAGAAAGCUCAUAGACUAUCUAAAAUUAAAUGCCAACACUAUCAUUAAAAUCAGGAAGCAAAGAUCUUUAAUAAAAGCAAUAAUCAUCAAUGUAAUAGCACAAUAUGAUGGUAUAAUAACAAUUCUAAGCGGAUCACUUGAAAAAGCCUUUUUCUCACCCAAAUCCCCCAAUACAAGUCAUGAUUGGCUCAAGCAAUCCCACUAGUUAUAACUAGGCAGAUUCAAAGCUUUAAUAACAUUAAAACUAGUCUCACUUAUAAAAUUCUCACUAAGAUGACUAGCAGAUCAUUGAGCAAUAUAUGUCUGCAGUUUAAUAAUCUAAUUAAAAUGAGCGUAUAAGUGGGUAUCCCAAGCCUGAUCUAUAUAAUUAGCAUUACAUCAAUAAGUAUUCCUUCCCGAAAGGUCUAUAAGCAGUGCGUAAGCCUGAAUCAAUGAAAAAAUAGCAUUAGAAAUUAUCCUUGUAUGACAUGGAGACUCCUAACAUACGUAAAGGAAUUGCUGGCUGGAAAUUAACUAAGAGACCAAUGGGAAUAGCUCUAGAAUCAGGCCAGAUGUCAUCUGAUUUAUUUUUAGACACUCAGAUUGCUGUUGAAUAACCUACUAAAAGAAAAGGAAGAAGAGGUGAUGGUUCUGUUGAAAGUAAAAAUUAGCACUAAUUGAUGAACAGAUCUCAUAUUGUCGAAACUGUGCAGGAAAAUAUUAUUGAUAGUGAUGAGGAUAAUAGACAAAAUUUGAGUGCUUAUGAUGGAAAUAAUAGUUAAAAUAUAAGUGCUAAUAAUGCUAGAAGAUCUGUAGUACAUCACUAAUAGGUGGAAAAUGAAAGACUUACUAAUAUAAAAAUCAACUAUGCCAAUAGACAGAACAUCAAACUUGAAAAUGAGUAGCAAUAAAAUUUUUCUGGGGAAGGGCAGCUUGAUGAUGCUUAUGGCGUUGCAACCCCUAAUACUUAAGAGAAAAACAGAAAUCAAUUUUUAAAUGUCCUCAAGACUACUGAUGCAGGAGCAAGUAGUAUUGGAGAUCCUAAUGACUAAGAGGUAACAAACUCUUUCACAAAUAGAAAUCUUCAAAAGUAAUAUGAUGAUGAUAAAUAAAUAGUAUCACCCAAAACCUACGAGUGA